AUGACUCGAGCUGAUCAGCGCCGAGGCGAUUUACCAUUUCUGGUCGGAGUUGCUGGCGGGCCAGCUUCGGGAAAGAGUCUCGUCUGUCAAAAGAUCAUCGAGCGAUUGGGGCACGGACAUGAUUAUUUCAAUAAACAGGUAAACGUGAUCUCGAUCGAGUCCUUCUACAGGGAUCUCACGCCGGCUGAACAAGAAGCGGCCACGAGAGGGGAAUUCGAUUUCGAUCAUCCAGAUGCUUUUGAGUUCACGAAACUCGUCGACAUGAUUCACGCGUUGCAACGCGGAGAAGCAGUCGAUGUGCCCGUUUAUGACUUUGAUAGGAACAAGAUCAUCGCCUCGAAAAAACUCGAGAACACAGACGUUUUGCUGGUUGAGGGGAUUCUCGUUUUCUACGAUAAGCGUGUUAGAGAGCUUUUCAAGAUGAAACUUUUCGUCGACGCCGAUGCUGAUAUUCGUUUAGCGAGGAGAGUUCGCCGUGACACGAUCGAGCGUCAACGACCGCUCUCCUCGGUGCUGAAUGUUUACAUGAAUAAAGUGAAGCCGGAUUUCGAGGAGUUCUGCUUGCCGACGAAGAAAUACGCGGAUGUGAUUAUUCCGAGGGGAGGGGAAAACGAUGUGGCCAUUGAUUUACUCGUGCAACAUAUCCACGACAUUCUGAAGUCUCCACGCGGUUCACCGUUCGAUGCACGGGCUACAAAUGGUCAGAAUGGAAGGUAUUCUGAAGAGGAUGAUGGCGGAUCAUCAUCGGGAAGAUCAUCAAGGAAAGGACACCGAAAACCGGAAACCGUCGGCCGACCACAU
Molecule: messenger RNA, 801 nt
Organism: Mesorhabditis belari
Lineage: Eukaryota; Metazoa; Nematoda; Chromadorea; Rhabditida; Rhabditidae
Source: the annotation of a GenBank genome assembly